Cannabis sativa is the source of this 1692-nucleotide messenger RNA. Its product is annotated as transcription factor MYB60. The record is from RefSeq and is a predicted model, not a curated record. The transcript is spliced from 3 exons. Gene Ontology annotation, biological process: response to auxin. Bases 226 to 1362 code for a protein of 378 amino acids. Lineage: Eukaryota; Viridiplantae; Streptophyta; Magnoliopsida; Rosales; Cannabaceae.
ACAGCACUAUUUGAUGAUGAUGAUGAAAUUAAAGGUCAAUAUAGAAAAUUAAAGAUAGAGAGAGAGAGAUGGAAAUAGAAACCAAACACACACACACAUAUAGUAUAAUAAUAUAUAUCAUUUCAGUAUAGUAGUAUAGUGUUUGGGUGUUGGGAAAAUAGAAAAGAAAAUAUACAUAUAAUAGCUAGGUUAAUCUAGGGCUAUAGAUCAGAGAGAGGAGUUGCCAUGGGAAGGCCUCCUUGUUGUGAUAAGGUUGGCAUUAAGAAAGGUCCAUGGACCCCUGAAGAAGACAUCAUUCUUGUUUCUUACAUCCAAGAACAUGGUCCUGGAAAUUGGAGAUCAGUUCCCACCAACACAGGUUUGAUGAGAUGUAGUAAGAGUUGUAGACUUAGAUGGACAAAUUAUCUGAGACCAGGAAUCAAGAGAGGGAAUUUCACUCCUCAUGAAGAAGGAAUGAUUAUUCAUUUGCAAGCUUUAUUGGGUAACAAAUGGGCAUCCAUAGCUUCAUACCUACCACAAAGAACAGAUAAUGAUAUAAAGAAUUAUUGGAACACUCAUUUGAAGAAGAAGCUCAAGAAGUUUCACUCAGCUUUGGAACCUAAUAAUGAUAUUAAUAUGUCUCAUGAUCACUCAACAACAACAUCAUCAUCUCAUCGCUUUCUAUCUAACAAAACUCCCCCUCCUCCUCCGCCUCCACCUCCUCCAACUACUUCCACGAGUCAUGGUGGUGGGAGUAGUGGUGGAGGAGGUGGGGGUGGGAGCGGGAGCGGGAGCGGGAGAGGGUCAUCAGAUAAUAAUCUGAGCCUGAAGCAAUCCUCAUCAUCAUCUUCUUCUACAAUUUAUGCUUCUAGUACCGAGAACAUAUCUCGUUUACUAGAAGGUUGGAUGAGAUCUUCUCCAAAAAGUACUAAUAACAACAAUAGCAUAUUAGUACCUCCAAGCAACAACGGGAUAAAAACCGAGCAACAGGUACUACUAACAAAUGGUGGUGGAGGUGGUGGCGGCAGUGGUGAUUUGGUAUCUCAUGAAGAGUUCGAGUCUAUUUUGUCAUUUGAAAAUAAUGUGAAUAAUAUUAUUAUUAGUAAUAAUAAUAAUAAUAUUUCUUCGUGGGACCGAUCUUCAACAACUCAUAUGGAUCAUAAUCAUGAUUACCAUGAUUAUGAUCACGAUCGAAAAGAAAAGAUUAAUCAUAAUCACGAUCAUAAUCAUGAUCAUGAUGAUGAUCAUAAUAAUAAUCAUAAUAAUAAGCCUCCAUUGUCUUUUCUUGAGAAAUGGCUAUUGGAUGAAACAAGUACAACUAGUAAUGCUACAACGGCUAGUCAAGUGGAGGAGUUGAUGGAGUUGUCUCCUAUAUUGUUCUAACCCUAGCUAAUUAUAUUAAUUAUAAUUAAUACUAUAUCUAUUUAUAUAUAUUUAUAUAUAUGUUUGUAUUUUCAUGGUGGUGACAAUAAGUGUACACAGCUUCUUUUUAGAGAAAAUUAAUGAAAAGAUUAAUAAAAGGAAGCUGUGGCCCUUGUUGAAUUAAUUAGGGUUUUCUCAAUAAUUAAUUUUCAUAAUUGCAGAUAUUAUAUAUGCUUUUGUUUGAGAUUUCAAGAAGUUGGAAUCUUUUCACUUUUUUUCAUUAUUAUUGUAACCUCUUGUAUUAAUAGUUGGGUUAAUUAAUUUCAUCUAAUUAAGCUAAUUUCUUUCUUU